This is a messenger RNA of Prunus dulcis (almond), 2022 nucleotides long. RefSeq names its product ankyrin repeat-containing protein NPR4-like. The record is from RefSeq and is a predicted model, not a curated record. The coding region runs from base 1 to 2022 and encodes 673 amino acids. The transcript is spliced from 8 exons. NCBI's taxonomy places the organism in Eukaryota, Viridiplantae, Streptophyta, Magnoliopsida, Rosales, Rosaceae. Gene Ontology annotation, molecular function: protein binding.
AUGGCAGCCACAACUGUCACUAGUGCAAUCCCUAAUCCCCCACUGAAGAUCCUUUGGGACGUUGUGGAAGCCACCACCGAACCUCCUAAACCAGAAGAUGGUGAAGCUGAGUUUAAGGCUUGGAGGAAGAAAGAUGCCAAGGCUUUAAUUCUAAUCCAGAAAUAUUGCGGCUCUGCUAAUUACUCUUUAAUCUGGGGCACUGAGACCGCCAAAGCUGCCUGGGAUACUUUGGCCGAAAAGCUAAACCCAGCUCAAGAGGAGUUGUUUCCGUUGGUGCCACGGGAAGACUUGAAUAUCAAUCCGACGUCGAAUGAUGAAAAUGAGAGUAUCCAUAUCGAUGAGUUCGGCCUCCAUCAACCCUUCAUUGUUAAUGUGAUAAGGGGCGAUUGGGAUUUAGUGAAGGAGUAUCUUAGUCGAAAUCCCGAAGCAAUCAGAGAAAGAGGUUCAAUAUCAGGUGCGACAGCUCUUCACCUGGCUGUUUCGUAUGAGAAUGUAAAUAUGGCGAAAGCGUUGGUGGAGUUGAUGACGGAGGAAGACUUGGAAAUACAGGACGCUAAUGGUGCAACAGCUAUGGUCUACGCUUCGAAUAAAGGAAUCACAGAAUUGGCUAAGUGCAUGAUUGAAAAAAACAAGAAACUGAUUAGCCUUCCAUGUCCUCCAGACAACAUAAUUCCACUUGUCCGGGCUUAUUCUAUCGGCCAUUGGGAAUUGGCUCGCUACCUCUAUUCUGUUACUCCACUCGAAGCUCUGUUGCAAGACGACGGCUGCGGUGGCGCUGAGAUUGUUUCGGAGAGUUUCAGGGCCAAAAAAUUAGGUAUACACGUACGACCUGAUUUAGCAGUUUAUGAUAUUCGCAUAAAUGUUGAAAAAGGAGAAGAUGGCCCAAUUAAUGAAAGGGAUCUCAUAGUUCGCUCAGGUAUGGGUAUACUGCGAGGACUUGUUCCAAAUCCCCGUGAACUUUUUGGAAUUAAUCACAUAUAUAAGAUGAAAUGGACCCACGAAAGAACAUCUGAAAUUCUACAUUCCAUGUGCGAAGUGAUAAAGGAUAAAAGUAGUAAACAACUGCAAGGAAGUGUCGUGGAAGCAGCAUUCUUCGAAGCCAUUAAACAAGGGCAUGUUGAGUUUGUUCGUGAGAUAUUUCGAGCAAACCCACCAGCGUUUGGGCUCACUGGUGAAAAUGGGAAGAGCAUGCUUCAGUUUGCCAUUGAAUGUCGUCAAGAAAAAGUCUAUUUCUUUUUAUAUAAAUUUACCGGAAUAGCGCCUCGUUUGUUAACGAGAACAGAUCAGUUUAGCAAUACGUUGCUACAUGCAGCAGCGAGUUUAUCCCCAGUUGCACAGCUUAAUCAAAUCCAAGGUGCCGCAUUGCAAAUGCAGAGAGAAUUACAAUGGUUCAAGGAGAUUGAAAACAUUGUACCUCCCAAGAUUCUUGAGGUUGUAAAUAUUACAGAUGGCAUGACAGCACGGGAUUUAUUUACUAAGAACCACAAAGAGUUGGCGAAAGAAGGAGAAAGAUCAAUGAAAGAGAUAGCAACCUCUUGUACGGUUGUAGGUGCUCUUAUCAUUACCAUCAUGUUUACUGCAGCAUUCACAGUUCCAGGUGGAAACAACGGAAAUACAGGCAAGCCCUUGUUCUUAAAUGAAAAGUUGUUUAAGGUGUUUAUAGUUUCUGAUGCCCUAUCACUCUUUUCUUCCACGACUUCUGUAAUGACAUUUUUGGGAGUCCUCACCUCACGCUAUGCCGAAGCUGAUUUCCUUAAAUCAUUGCCAACGAAAAUGAUUAUAGGCCUUUUCACCCUCUUUUUCUCCAUAGCCACCAUGAUGGUUGCGUUUGUUUCUACCCUUUUUAUUAUGUUGGGUGAAAAUUCAUGGAUUGUGAUUCCAGUCAUUUUACUUGCUAGUGCCCCUGUCGUCUCCUUUGCAUGGAUGCAAUUUCCCCUCCUUGUUGAGAUCUUCAUUUCUACUUAUGGAGCAGGAAUAUUUGCCAAAAAGGGCAAACCUUUGGCAGCAACAGACGUCUUGUGA